Molecule: messenger RNA, 720 nt
Organism: Desarmillaria tabescens
Lineage: Eukaryota; Fungi; Basidiomycota; Agaricomycetes; Agaricales; Physalacriaceae
Product: NADP-dependent oxidoreductase domain-containing protein
Exons: 5
Coding region: 1-720 (239 amino acids)
Source: RefSeq, a predicted model, not a curated record
AUGUGGGACUACGAAACGUCGAUACCGGAAGUUAUGGAUAGCCUUCAUAAUCUCGUCGCAGCGCGGAGGGUUCUCUACCUCGGGAUCUCUGAUACCCCCGCAUGGGUCGUCUCUCAGGCCAACCAAUACGCCAUGGACCAAGGCAAGAAGCCGUUCAUCAUCUACCAAGGUAAAUGGAGUAUCUUGGAGCGUUCGUUUGAGCGCGAAAUCACUCCUAUGGCAGAAUCUCUGGGCAUGGCGCUCUCUCCGUGGGUUUUUCUCGGGCAAGGGAGACUGCGAACGGAUGCAGAGGAGCAGCGAGGGAGAGAAGGGACUUAUGACGAGGGACCCGGAUUGAAAACGCACAGAGGCGGAGGGACCAAUGUCACUGCGGUUGCGAUCGCAUACGUGAUGCAGAAGGCACCGUAUGUCUUCUCAAUUAUCGGAGGCCGGAAAGUGGAACACCUUCAGGCGGACUUAGCGGCGCUGGACAUUUCGUUGUCGAAGGAUCAGAUCGAGUACUUAGAAACCGUCAUACCUUUUGAUCCUGGGUUCCCUACGACGAUGAUUGGCGACGGGACCAGCCAUAAAAUAUUCCUUGCCUUGACCGCGAAGAUGGCGAAGCAGCCCACUGGGCAAGCCUAUCAUGCCCUGACUGAAUGUGACUCGGAUUCUAACGAGUUACCAGUAUUUUGUAGUUUGACUUUCAAACGAUAUAUGUUGACCCAUCUAGCCUAUUAG